CAGCACUUGAGCGCGUCUUCCACAUGCACGCGUCCUUCACCGCAGAUAUGCGCCUCUUCGCCAGAUUUUCAACGGGUGCCCUCCUGCCGCUCGACCACCAUGGCCUUCGAACUGAGGAUCCUCCGCGUCGGCUAUGCUCUGUUAGACAAGGGCUUGGUUCCUGAUAUCUUGAUCCGCCUCGCUAUACGCUGGUUAUGCAGCCAGAGGAUACGUGAAAUCGACCAUGGGUCCUUCGAAACGAACUAUUCUGCGAAAAUGCGCUGGAUUGAAGAGGUCCGCGCGAGAGAUAGCAUUGCCGACCUGACAAAGAAGGCCAACGAACAGCACUACGAGGUGCCCACGAACUUCAUUCUGUCCUGCCUAGGACCAUACGCCAAGUAUUCCAGCUGUCUAUACCCAACGGGCAAGGAAUCUUUAGAAGAAGCGGAAGUGCUGAUGCUUGAGAGCUAUUGUGUGAAAGCGCAGCUGGAGGAUGGAAUGGAGUUACUCGAUCUCGGCUGUGGUUGGGGAAGCCUGGCGUUGUAUCUCGCUCAGAAGUACCCAGGAUCGAAAAUCACCGGCCUGUCGAACUCACGUACUCAGAAAGAGUACAUCGAAUCCGCCGCAAGGUGGCGAGGGUUGCACAACAUCAACAUCGUCACAGCUGACAUCAAUGACUUUGACUUCAGCGAGGGAAACCAGUUCGAUCGCAUCCUUUCCAUCGAGAUGUUCGAGCACAUGAAGAACUACAAGACGCUUCUCAGCAAGAUCACGUCCUGGAUGCGCCCGGAAGGCCUGCUCUUCGUGCACAUCUUCUGUCAUCGCUCUAUGCCAUACCACUUCGCUGGGGAUGACGGCUGGAUGGCGACACAUUUCUUCUCAGGUGGGACGAUGCCUUCGCACGACCUCCUGUUGUACUUCCAGGACGACGUCACGCUCCUGCGCAGCUGGUACGUCAAUGGUCGACACUACGCUCGCACUUGUGAGGACUGGCUUGUGCGACAAGACGCAAACGCUGCCACAGCCAUCCGAUACCUCGAGCGCGAUGCCUCAGAAAAGGGCGUCGGUGCGGAGGAAGGACGCAAGGUGUUUUAUCGUUUUCGUGUAUUCUAUAUGGCCUGCGCGGAGCUGUUCGCUAUGAGAGGUGGAGAAGAGUACGGGGUAGGCCACUACCUGUUCAAAAAGCGGGUAUGAAGAUAUACCACGGAGUCGACGAACGUGAGAUAUGCACAGGGAAUUGCUG
Messenger RNA from Rhodofomes roseus, 1222 nucleotides. Its product is annotated as S-adenosyl-L-methionine-dependent methyltransferase. NCBI's taxonomy places the organism in Eukaryota, Fungi, Basidiomycota, Agaricomycetes, Polyporales, Fomitopsidaceae. The transcript has 12 exons. The record is from RefSeq and is a predicted model, not a curated record. Bases 100 to 1173 code for a protein of 357 amino acids.